Molecule: messenger RNA, 618 nt
Organism: Penicillium vulpinum
Lineage: Eukaryota; Fungi; Ascomycota; Eurotiomycetes; Eurotiales; Aspergillaceae
Exons: 2
Coding region: 1-618 (205 amino acids)
Source: RefSeq, a predicted model, not a curated record
AUGCCGGUGACCGAACUCGCCCUCCUCCGCCGAAAAGCGCAAGUCCCCUCAUCUUCCGCAAAAAGUACUCUCCUAGAAGCUCAGAAGCUGCAGACAGAAUACUCAGGCCAUCAAGUCACUUAUCUCCGCCAGAUCGAAGACCCUGAAUCAUUUUAUCUGCUGGGUGGAUGGGAAUCUGUUGAGAAACAUACACGGGGAGGCCAGUGGAUUCAAUCCGAAACCAACCAGAAUCUUCUUGCGAAGGUAAAGGACAGCCUUGAUAUUAGCUGGAUGUUUCACUUGGAUCUUGAUCCAUCCACAUCCAAAAUCCCAUUGGAUGCACCCAUUAUCGCUAUAACUCGAUGCUUUGUCGAGGCAAGCAAGAAGGAUGAAUUUGAUGCUGCUUUCAAGGUUGGCCUGGCUGACUUGAAUGCCUAUACGGCACCGUUCACUUCCUGCGGUGGGUGGCGCAUCGAUAAAGAGGGCGAAGAUGAGGAGUUUGUUCUUUUCAGCGGGUGGAAUAAAGUCCAGGAUCAUUUUGAUUUCGCGGGAUCAGAGGCUUCUACAGAGUUCAAGAAGAUACAGGCGCUGAUGAAGGGUGCGGAGGGUAAGCAUGUACAGAUUGAGAAAUGGGAGUAA